AUGUCGUACUUCAUUCCAAUCACCAUACCCCUGCAAGAGUUCAAUGGCCACAAAGAUAGCAUAACUGCAGUCGCAGUUUUCCCCGAUAAACGACGGAUGGUUACGGGCUCGGAGGACAACACGCUUCGUCUGUGGGACUUGGAGACAGGUGUUGUGUUGAAGAAGAUAAAAGGGCAUCGUGAUGUCGUGCGGGCAUUGGCUGUAUCACGAGAUGGACAAUUGAUAGCAAGCGGUGAUGAAAGCGGAAACGUCAUUGUCUGGCACGGAGAAACUGGCGAACCACUCAUCAUAAUCGAAGCACACUCCGAAGAUAUCAUCUCGCUGGAUUUUUCUGCUCAUGGAACAGUGCUUGCCACUGGUUCAUAUGAAAAAAUGACGAAACUGUGGAAUACCGAAACCUGGGAGCAGCAAGGAGAUCCAAUCGAGUGCAAUGCAUAUGUCAAAUGCGUGCGGUAUUCACCAUCUGGAGAACUUCUUGCCAUUGCAACAAACGACAACAUCCAAAUUUACAAUUCAGGCACUAGGGAACGCGUCGCAAAGUUCAAGGGUCACAAGUCAUGGAACUUGUCACUGGCGUGGACGCCCGAUGGUACAGGCCUUCUCACAGGCGGCUGUGUGGACGAUCCUACCAUACGUGAAUGGAAUACCACAACAUGGAAGCAGGUCGGGAAUCCUUGGACGGGCCACGCUGACCAGAUCAAUGCCAUUGCCAUUCAUCCUGCUGGCACACUCGUCGCAUCUGCAUCUAGUAAUAACACAUAUACUCGUCUCUGGCAGCUCUCAGAUCGACGAAUCAUUGCCGUCUUCCUGCAUUCAUCCUUGAUAGAAUGCGUUACUUUCUCCGUGGACGGCAACCACAUCCUCAGCGGAGGCGGCGAUAAGAAGAUCUCGGAGUGGGCAACUAUCGCCAUCACAACAGCCCGCGAUGCAUACAUAGAUGGAGACUUAUGUACUGACGAAAAACUACUCACACAAGAUAUUACCACCGAUGCGAACAACCAUACUCCCUACAUCUUGGCCAUCACGACUGCCCGUAUUGCAUGUGUAAAUGGAGACUUAUCUACCGCCGAAGAACUACUCACCCAAGAUAUCAACACCAAUCCGAACAACCAUACUUCCUAUGCUCAUCGCUCAUUUGUUAUGGCGCGAAAAAACGACUGGGACCGUGCUCUUCAGGAUGCAACGGAUUCCAUCAACAUCGAGCCCACGUUGACAGGCUAUAUCUCCAAGGGUAUUGCCCUCUGCGGAACAGGCCGCAUCCCAGAUGCGAGGGCAACAUUUGUCGUUGCAUCCAUGUACACGGAUGAAGACUCAGAAAUCCUCCAUUUUCUGCUUUUGAUCAAAGCCAUCGCGUUCUUCAAUGCAGAUCAACAUGACGAAGCAAACCUGCUCCUCAAAGAACGCACUACCGGUUGUCCACAUGCCGACACUCUCGCAUGUCGUGUCGUGCAAGCACAUCUACACGUUCAACUCGGAAUCAAAGCCUUGGGCGGCGCAUGUCAUGAAGAAGCCGCCGACCAUUUCACUGCCGCUCUCGAUUGUCGUGAUUCAUCAUCGAAAUCGAACAUUCAUGAAAUAUACGAGGAUUUGGUGGUGCUUUUCGGCUGGGAUCUCAAAUCGUUGUGGUUGACUGCACACCAGAAACGUUGCGAUGCACUCCUUCUGGCAGGUAAACUUCAAGAUGCCGUGAGAUCAUACCGAUACAUGAUGGACAGUGUCGACGAAACAACGAGGGCCAUCUGCCUUGAAUGGUCCAACGCUUUUACGAAGAAAUGCAGCGCACCCUUUCUUAUCGGCGGGGAUGCUGCCCUCGCUGCAAGCGAUUUUGACAGGGCGAUUGACUUGUACUCGGCGGUGAUCGACCUGGACUCUGGAUCCCAUGUCGUCUUCGCCAAUCGCAGCAGGGUGAAGUUGGGGAAAAGGCUGUGGGAGGAGGCGCUUCUCGACGCGCAAAAGGCUGCCGAACUCAAUCCUUCGUCUCACGUUGGAUAUGAGUUGACGCAUACAGCCCUGCGUGGCGCGCAACGUUACGACGAAGCCAUCGAGGCCUUCAAAAUCAUGUUGUCUAAGUUGGAUGAUUCUCCCGAAGCUCAGACACGAGAUCUGCGUCAGCAGUAUGUUUGUCCAUCUGAAGCAGAAAACGCCAUUCAAAGAGCAGUCUGGAUUGUACUCGAAUAUGCCCCGCUGCGUCUACUUAAUACCUUCACGGGUCUUUUGUGCGAUCGAGCAGCCCAAAUAUACGCGUUCAAAACGAGUGCAGAGUAUAAGGAGCUUUUGGCAUUCACAACGAAGCACUCAGACCUUGAAAUGGACCGCAUCAAGGAAGUGGCAGCAGCAUACUUCCGCUGCGUCUUGCUAUCACACAGGUGGGAAGAGACGGAGGUGCUGCUGCACGACAUUCAGGAUAAAGAUGUGCGCGAGUUGAAUGGACUUGGCGGGAUCGCGAAACUUCAGUCGUUUUGCGUGGUCGCUCGCAAUUCUGGGUAUCGCUGGGCGUGGAUGGACACAUGCUGCAUCGACAAGAGGAGCAACACCGAGCUUCAAGAAUCUGUCAACUCCAUGUUCGUCUGGUAUCGUCAUUCAGCGCUUACCAUCGUCUACCUCUGCGAUGUCCCUCCUUCAUCUCAAGCUGGUGCACUGGCGAGGAGUGUUUGGAACCAGCGAGGAUGGACUUUUCAAGAGUUCGUCGCUCCAAAAGUUGUAUUAUUCUAUCAGAAUGAUUGGUCAUUAUAUCUUGAUGAUCGCUCUCCCAACCACAAGGAGUCCCCUGCAAUCAUGAAGGAGUUGGAGAAUGCGACAGGAAUAGAUGCACCGGCCCUGAUUUCUUUUCGUCCAGGGAUGAGCAACGCCCGACAGAGACUUCAAUGGGCAUCAUCUCGCGUCACCACAUUGCAAGAGGACGUCGCGUACUCAUUGUUUGGUAUCUUCGGUGUCCACCUACCUGUCAUCUACGGGGAGAAGAAGCAGAACGCGCUCGGGCGGCUCCUGCAGGAGAUCGUGGCUCGGUCGGGAGACAUCACGGUCCUCGGCUGGGUCGGACAACCUUCCGAGUUCAACAGCUGUCUUCCAGCCUAUAUCACUUCUUACGCCCCUCCUCCGCGCGCCCUUCCAUCUUUGUCCGAAGAUCAGAUUCAGACAACUAUCUCUUCCCUGCGAGAAAAUCCCAUGGUUGUGGAUUUGGCUCCAGAACUUUACAACCGGCUUGAUAACACGAGCGCUGCUCGUUUCGCGAACUGCAGACUACAUCUGCCUUGCAUGGUAUUCCGUAUCACACAAGUCAGUCUGAGCUAUAGUACAUCCCAGGAGACUCGAUAUGAAGUCAAGGCAGAUGGGCUUGACGACCUGCUGAUCAGCACCAAAAAGCCGAUCGUCCAGUUCUUGCGGACAAGGCCCACUCAGCAGACCUUCAUGCUCGUCCGUCCCUGGGAUCGGUCUCUCCUGGAGUCACCAGACUUUGCAGAUCUUCAAGACGAUACAGAGAGCGAAAGGGAUGAUUGGACGCCGCCCUCGUCUCCGUCUGACGACUCACCUAGCCGUUCUGUUGUAAAUCAGGAGGUGGAUGACCUAGAAUCGCGGGCAUUGCGGUUGGUUGUUCGCCUUGGGCAGCCUUUUGGGGCAUUUUUACUAGCGCGGUUGCGUGGCGGAGAAUACAAGAGGGUCGCGUCGGAUCGUGAUAUCAUUGCGCAGGUCAAAGAUGUGGCUUCUGUCCGAGACCUGAUGGACGUCAAGACGAUUGAAAUACUGUAGAUGCAUUCUAGAUUAGGGAUUGGAGUGGUUUUCAUUGGUACUUUCGUAGACUCCGGACAAUUUUUUAUUCUUGGGAACUAUACAGUCGGUUACAAGUAGGUUAUAUUUUCUCCUGAUAACAGUGUCCUUGCAAUUUCCUCAAAUAUGUUUUGAUUGUAAAAUUUAUGGUAUUUUUAUUUACA
This is a messenger RNA of Suillus plorans, 3929 nucleotides long. RefSeq lists its product as uncharacterized. Lineage: Eukaryota; Fungi; Basidiomycota; Agaricomycetes; Boletales; Suillaceae. The coding region runs from base 1 to 3747 and encodes 1248 amino acids. The record is from RefSeq and is a predicted model, not a curated record. Gene Ontology annotation, molecular function: protein binding. The transcript has 10 exons.